CCGGACGCAGGAACGCCACCCGCGCGCCGCCGGCACCCCCAAAGCUCUUUACCGCUGCCUGUGCCUGAAACCUGGACUCUGGACUGUCCGCCGGGACUCCUAGGACUCUCCCUACACAUUGUGCAACAAGGGGUGUUUACGAACUAACAAUAUUGAUACUUGUUCUCUAACGUAGAGACAAAGUGUUACAACUCGUGCUUAUUUCACCGGAGUGUUAAUCCGAUUUCUGAUUGUUUAUUGGAUCGUUUGUUCAUCAGUGAAGAUAACCAAACACCCGUAAGCGGUCGCCUCUAAAUUGCGAUUACAAUAUUUAAGACAGCUGCUGGCUCAAGACAGACGACUUCACUACAACCAUGGCAAAAAUUCUAAACCACAUCGCAUUUGUAACAGCGAACUUGGUGAACUGAGUUCUUGAGAUAUAGAAGAACGGGUUGGGGUGAAUAAUGGGAAAGAGGAACGUACGGAUCAAAUUCGCACACUCCAUUGGUCCACCGCUUGACUCGAGCACAUUGGGUUCGUCCAAGUAGCACCCCAGCCCCACGCUUCGUUCAUCCGCUGUAUAAUCAGUUACCGACGCUCUAGCGACUGCCAAUAAAGUACAAGUCAUAUCGGGUUUAAUUCACUUAUAUAAAUUUAGAUUUACUUACCGUAGUACAAAAACAUACAGAAUACAAAUACGACUACAUUUUACUUGAUGUAACAGAACUGAUAAUAAAACUAACCGAGCAGUCGUCCUCGGUUAUUAAAUUGAAACGGUAGACAUGACGGCCACUGCCCCAGAACUGUCAAAAUCAGAUUUCUUUGAUUUUGUGACGUCUAAUGAAGUUACAGAUGCUCAGUAUAAACAGCAGAUGCGUUCUGUGAACGUGUUUAUGGAAUCUCCGGACUCUAGGUCGAAUCCUUUACUCUCGGAGGAGCCUAAGGAGCAGAAUAAUAAUAAUUUAUUAAGCGUUACAAGUACUCAAGUUGCUUCUAAUAAUAGUAUGGCGACUGCCACUACUUCCACUACCCUCCAGAGUUUUGAUUCUAUUUGGAACGUUGAUCGUGAUCGCGAUCGCUUGGAUUCUGCCAUGCUAGAAGAUCUCAACAAGUUUUAUUGGAAUCAGGACAACGAAAUAAAUGGCACUCACCCCUGUACAGACACUACUAUUUCUAAUAAGCUUAUCAGUAAUACAGAUGGACAAAUUUACACAUUAACAGUUCUUAAUCAAGACAUUAAUGAACCAAGUACGAAUCGAUACUGGCCUAAAGAAGAAGACGUUUCAAUGUCAAGUCCUACUGAUAUAGAACAACCUUCUUCUUUAGAUCUUGACUCAAUUUUAAGUAUGAAUGGAUUUCCCAACGAUUUUAACCAAGAUUUAACAAAAGUGGAUGAAUUUACUUAUGAAGAUGGAGAUUCUGAAAGUCAAAAUACAGACAUGACCUCAAGUAAUCUAGUAAAAGUAGAGCCAUACACUUACGAAGAUAAUGAUUUCCAGACCAGUGAUAAAAAAGAUGAAAAUUUAAAUACAAUCGUUGGUAAUGCGGCUAUUUUAGAAACACAGGAUGAAUUUAAUAAUAAUAAUAAUGAUUGGAAAGUUACAGAUCAUAACACAGAAUCGAAUGAAUCUUUACUAAGAAGUGCAUUACAAGGAAAAACUUUCAUUCGAUAUAGCACUAUACAAAAAAAUGCUAUAAAACUUGAACCUAGUACAGAAUUAAAAAGAUUAAUAAUAAAUAAUAACAACAAAGCUGAAAUACCAUCAACAUAUCAAGAUAACAAAGAUGCAGAUCCCGCAUUGCUAAUGGCGAUUGGACCACCAAAUGGAAAUGUGAACAUUUCUAUAUUUUUUGAAGACACUAAUUCCACAGUUAUCACUAAUGGAGAAAAUCCAUCUUCAACGCAAAGCGUCGAUGAUAUUAUAUUGUCUCAGUUAGAUAACAAUUAUCCGGAGGAUUAUGAAAAAUUAAAACGGAUAGCCACUGAACUCGGGGAAUCGAUACAACCAUAUUAUACUGUGGAGCCCAUCGACCCGACUCGUAAUGUAUACAAUAUACAGAAUAUAAACGGUGAACUAGUUACAAUUCCUGCGAGUGAAGUUCAAUUGCCACAACACUUGCAAAUCGUGACCGCUUCGCCAACUGUUACCAGCACAAAAACAGCCAGCAAAAAAUAUAAAAGAAUACCGAAUAAGAGUUCACCACCGACGACUCAAGCGCAGUCUGGCACAGCUAUUCAAGCAGCCACGUCAACAUCGAAUGGUGUUAGAAAAGAAAGAUCACUUCAUUACUGUUCAAUUUGUUCAAAAGGGUUCAAAGACAAAUACUCUGUGAACGUACACGUAAGGACGCAUACAGGAGAAAAACCGUUUUCAUGUUCACUUUGUGGAAAAAGCUUCCGUCAAAAAGCGCACCUUGCGAAGCACUACCAGACGCACAUCGCGCAAAAGAGUGCAGCAGCCAAUGGCGCUGUGAAACCGAAUAAGCAGAGGUAACCGCACCGACCGCCGCUACAGACUCGGCCAUUCACAUUCGUAGUCAAUUGAACUUUGUCACAGUGAUAAUCGAUGUAAUAAUUAUGUAAUCGAAUACCUAAAGGCUGAAAUAUCACACAUGAAUUUGGUAAGGUGCUAAUUAAUGUCAUAGUUGUAGAAAAAUAAGGCAGUUAGAAAAGAAAAAUUCGAAAGUUCUUAGACAUUGUCUUAAUUGUUAAUUUGUGUGUAAAUCCGUCCGUUACCGAAUACUUUUUAGCUUUAGCUAAGAAUAGGUAGUUUUAUAUAUGAGAUUAUUUUAAAGUUUACAUUCCAUAUUUAUUAGUCAUGUUAAUAUUAAUUAAAUCUAAAGUCAAACGUAUUUCUACGCAUUUGUAAGCUGAUAUAUUUCGUUCUUGAUAAAUUUAAAAGAUAUGCAGAAUCUGAUGUCUUACAUAAGCCAUACAGAUAUAUAUUUUAUAUUAAUUUUAUUUAUUAGCUAUCUGGGACUAUACUGAUAUCAAUAGUGAAAUGAAAAAAGUCAUCAGAUAAAUUCCACAGACAAUGAUGAGCAACGCUGGGAUUAGCUCGCCGCCGCCGUAAUUUCUCCCGCAGCGCGACCGACUAAACUUUCUAAAAAAUAAAAUAAAAACAGAGUAAAAGAACGAGCGUUCAGUACCUACCAUCUUUCACCGUUCAACUAUCGCAUCUCUAUAUACCUAGUGUUGCUCUCUGUUUUGGUCGCUAUGUUAUUUUUUUUCAUGCACGGCUCAUGUAUUGCGUACUUACUAUCGUUUUCGACAGUGGAACGAAUUGUAAAUGUUACAUAACAUGUUUCAUUACAAUUAUAAGGUACUCUGCAAUGCGUUAUGGCUUAUUAUAUUAAAUAUGAUUGUUAUCAUUGCGUAUUUAGAGGAACAAAAUAAUUAUUUUGCCAUUCAAUCCAUAUCGGUCAAUAUAGUGAACGGUUCUCGUUUCCAAUAUUACAUCUUUCUCCUCAUACUAGGAGAGGCCUGAUUGCUCUCAGAUUGCUAUAAAUUAGAAAUACAAGUGCUGUUCCAAUAAUAGUCUUUAAAAUUGUGCUCCCUUUCUCGUGUAAUAAAAUGGCCUUUCUUUGUUCAGACCAUGUACUACAUAAUGUUUUGUCUUACGUUGUUUACACAAAGUAAUGGACCGCUGAUAAGGUUUUCUUAUAAUAAUAUCAACUGGCGGACAAUCUACGAUCAGAAACAUAAAGGUGUCCAUUAUUAGUAAAUUGCUCCGUAUUACUAAUACCCAAUCCGUUUAAUCCAUUUCUCUAUCAUUUUCAGCAAUAGAUAAUGCAGAUAACAUAAUAAUUUUUAAACAACGAACUUUCACAGUUUCUAGUAAUUUAAAGAUUAUUAUCGUCUAUUCAUAUUACCAAAUCUAUUAAAUCUAACCACAAAACGACUAACAUUAUUCGAAAUUUUCUGUUCAUUAAUACAUUACGCAGCAUAUUAUUUUGUAAAAAAGUAAAAUGAAUUUAAUUCGAAUCGACCUCCAUAGCAGGAAACCAAGUCGUUUUAAUGAGUAUUGAGUCGUGACACAGCACGUUGUGUGCGGGCGACGCAACGCGGGCGUCGAGGCGCUGUUUACCACCGCUACUGUGCCACAAGUGCCAAACUGCCACCGCAACUCGGGCACUACAUUCCACCAAACUUAUGCGCACUACGACAUACUACAUUGCAACAGUUGCCACUUGCUUUAAACAAACAUAAUACUCAAUAAUAAUUUAACUUUACUUGUUCCGGUUUAAGUAUAUUUUUAUUUUUAUGACAUGCUAUAUGUACUUCCGGAGUACAAAGAAUAAUUUAAUUUAAAUAGGCAGUGUACUUUAUAGAGUCCACUAAGUAUAAUCAUCAAUAGCAAUAAAUUAAAUACCUACUAGCAAUAAGGUCAAAUCGGUCAACAAUAAGUUUCGACCUCCGCACGUCACAGCCGCGGCACAUUCGCUAUAGCCGGUUAGUAUCACCGUAUCACACAUUAGGCCCACAAUGUUGUUUUUGCACGACACGCGACCUAGCACGUUUUUUACGAACUAUUUCAUUAUAUCUAAGGCCACUAGAUAAAACUAUUAAAUACAUAGACAGGACCAUAGGUAUUUAUAAUUUACAUUAAAAUAAACUUACACAAUGAA
Messenger RNA from Achroia grisella, 4608 nucleotides. RefSeq lists its product as uncharacterized. The coding region runs from base 762 to 2474 and encodes 570 amino acids. Lineage: Eukaryota; Metazoa; Arthropoda; Insecta; Lepidoptera; Pyralidae. The transcript is spliced from 3 exons. Gene Ontology annotation, cellular component: nucleus. The record is from RefSeq and is a predicted model, not a curated record.